This is a messenger RNA of Suillus subalutaceus, 511 nucleotides long. RefSeq lists its product as uncharacterized. The transcript is spliced from 3 exons. The annotation marks the transcript as partial. The record is from RefSeq and is a predicted model, not a curated record. NCBI's taxonomy places the organism in Eukaryota, Fungi, Basidiomycota, Agaricomycetes, Boletales, Suillaceae.
GUGUUUUAACCUCUCCGAGUCACUAAAAUCGGAGUCGACACUUUGGUCUGCGACCGAAUGAACAUUUUAAUGCCCAUGGCUAGCCGCUACUACCAUGAAUCUGGCCAACUUACCAAGGGUCGGUCCAGGAUCGAUAACGUUAUAUUUCUGUCUCUUUUUGUUUCUUCCACUGGCAACUCCAGCACCACCUACUGACCGCUCACUCAAGUCGCUUGAACGAGAUUUCUCUCGACUCUCAAGGCGACAAGCCGCUCAUUUAAUCAGUCAUUCCUUUCAAUUACUUUAACACAUGGUAGCACAGACUCGUUCCGCAAGGGAAACGCGAAAGCCGCUGGCAUGUCUCAAGACCUGCAUUUGAUCGGCUUCAGGUACAACAUUGCUGCAGCCGUCUUUUUUAUACUGUAUAGCUUUGCCGAAGUCCCCUCAUAUGUUUAACAUCAAGAUUAACAUGUCCAUUCUCAAUGUUUGUAUAGGAACAUCGCCUUGAAGCUAUUCAGACCAUCGCGCUGGA